Molecule: messenger RNA, 1512 nt
Organism: Motacilla alba alba
Lineage: Eukaryota; Metazoa; Chordata; Aves; Passeriformes; Motacillidae
Gene: PSMD14
Product: proteasome 26S subunit, non-ATPase 14
Exons: 13
Coding region: 255-1187 (310 amino acids)
Biological process (GO): protein deubiquitination; proteasome-mediated ubiquitin-dependent protein catabolic process
Cellular component (GO): proteasome regulatory particle, lid subcomplex
Molecular function (GO): proteasome binding; metallopeptidase activity; protein binding
Source: RefSeq, a predicted model, not a curated record
CCUCGCCGGCCGCGGGGCCGGAAGCCGCUGCCGGAUGCCCUGUGAACCGGGAAGGGCUCGGUUUGAAUGAGAUCCGGCUGAUUCACCGCGGCCCGGCCGGCUCCGGCCCAGACAGAGGGAAACAAUCAAAAUACCUUUUGCCAACUUUGGAAGGAAAAGAGGAAAGAGACCUACUGGUGUCAUCUUUACAGUCAAAAAAGUGGGAGCUGCUGCCAAGUUUGUUCUGUGAGCACCUCUUGCUAAGCACCAGAAAUAUGGAUAGACUUCUGCGACUGGGAGGAGGUAUGCCUGGGCUGGGACAGGGGCCACCAACAGAUGCUCCUGCAGUCGAUACAGCAGAACAGGUUUAUAUCUCUUCACUUGCACUGCUGAAAAUGUUGAAGCAUGGUCGUGCUGGUGUCCCUAUGGAAGUUAUGGGUCUGAUGCUUGGGGAAUUUGUUGAUGAUUAUACUGUGAGAGUGAUUGAUGUUUUUGCAAUGCCACAGUCCGGAACGGGUGUCAGUGUGGAGGCAGUUGAUCCUGUAUUUCAAGCAAAAAUGUUGGAUAUGCUGAAACAGACGGGAAGACCUGAGAUGGUAGUUGGUUGGUAUCAUAGCCAUCCUGGCUUUGGCUGUUGGCUGUCUGGUGUAGAUAUCAAUACUCAGCAGAGCUUUGAAGCCUUGUCAGAAAGAGCUGUUGCUGUGGUGGUGGAUCCCAUUCAGAGUGUAAAAGGAAAGGUUGUUAUUGAUGCCUUCAGAUUGAUCAAUGCUAAUAUGAUGGUCUUAGGACAUGAACCACGACAAACAACUUCAAAUCUGGGUCACCUAAACAAGCCAUCUAUCCAGGCACUAAUCCAUGGACUAAACAGACAUUACUAUUCCAUCACCAUCAACUACAGGAAGAAUGAACUAGAACAGAAGAUGCUGCUAAAUUUGCAUAAGAAGAGUUGGAUGGAAGGUUUGACACUUCAGGACUACAGUGAACAUUGCAAACUCAAUGAAACAGUAGUGAAGGAGAUGUUAGAAUUAGCUAAGAAUUAUAACAAGGCUGUUGAAGAAGAAGAUAAGAUGACACCUGAACAGCUGGCAAUAAAAAAUGUUGGCAAGCAGGACCCUAAACGUCAUUUAGAAGAGCAUGUGGAUGUGCUGAUGACUUCAAACAUUGUCCAGUGUUUAGCUGCUAUGUUGGAUACAGUUGUAUUUAAAUAACUGAUUUACCAUUGGUGAUACUUUCUGUGUAUAUUUGUUUAUUGUUUCUAAUACAAAACAGAGACUGUUGAGGUUCUAUUUGAUUAAACGGAGACAUCUGACUUCAUUUGCAGUGUAAGUGCAGCACUAUAACACCUCUCAGUCUCUAAUUGUGCAUUUGCUUCAGUUUCUUUAUGUCAGGGUCCUCACAGAUUCCAAAGCAUUCAAGAACACAAUGUGGGGAAAAAUGGAGUACGUUUUCAUUUAAUAUUUUGGGGGGGGGAAAUCAGUAGUACAUAUAUAUUUUGAUUGUUGCAACAUAAUAAAAAUACAUUUACAAAUCUGU